Molecule: messenger RNA, 2010 nt
Organism: Solenopsis invicta (red fire ant)
Lineage: Eukaryota; Metazoa; Arthropoda; Insecta; Hymenoptera; Formicidae
Product: retinol dehydrogenase 11
Exons: 4
Coding region: 345-1325 (326 amino acids)
Source: RefSeq, a predicted model, not a curated record
GUAAAUAAAGGUCCGCGUCGUCGGAGCAGCUCGCGGUGGCGGCAUCAUUGGGCACCAGGCGGCACACUUGUGAUGUUGCGAUGAUUACUUGGUUCGAAAUGUGCAAUUGCUUGUUGAGUGCUUCGAGAUAAGAUUCGCCUUUGGACCGAUGUUUUUUUGCACUCGGUCACGGUGAACUCCAGUUGCAGCCGUGAUGUCGUACCCAACGAAGUAGAGUGAGGCUCCAUUUCGAUCGAAACGAACGUGCAUAUUGCGCCACGAUUAACAUGCAUUAGCCAGUCAUCGUGAUUUACACGCCGAACUUGGAACUUAGUCUCAUGUCGUGCAGUUGAACCGAUGUCAAUAUGGUAUCUCCGUGGUGCUACUUCAUACUCUCGGUGGCCCUGCUUAUCGGCCUGCUCCGCAAAUGUCGAGAGCAUAGUUGGGGCAGAUGCAAGAGCACUAGUAAUCUGCAGGGUCGGGUGUUUCUUGUAACCGGUGCCAACUCUGGCAUCGGCAAGGAGACGACAAAGGAGCUUGCCAAGCGAAAAGCAACGGUUAUUAUGGCCUGCAGGAAUGUACAGAAUGCGAAAAAUGCUAUAGCAGAAAUACGUUACAAAAUAUCCACUGGCGAGCUGAUUCCUAUGGAGCUGGAUCUGGCGUCUUUCUCAUCGAUCAGAGAUUUUGCCAAUGAAGUAGUGAAGAAAUUUCCCCAGAUUCACGUGUUAAUCAAUAAUGCUGGGGUAUAUGCACCUCUGAAAGAUCACGCAUUGACAAAAGAUGGGUUUGAGAUACAUUUUGGAGUAAAUCAUUUAGGCCACUUUCUACUUACCAAUUUACUUCUGGAUUGUCUGAAGGAAAGUGCUCCCAGCAGAAUAGUAGUAGUGACAUCCAAGCUUAUGGAAUCUGGAGUAAUAGAUUUUUCCAAUCUAAAUGGGGAGAAAGCAUUGCCAGUAAAAAGUAGAAUGAAUCCUGGUUACUGCAACUCAAAACUUGCUAAUGCAUACUUUGCCACUGAACUUGCAAAUCGAACAAAAAAUACUGGAGUUAACGUUUACAUGGUGUGUCCUGGAUUUACCUAUACUGGUCUCUUCAGAAACGUGAAAAGAAGCUGGUUUCAUUAUAUCAUCUUUUCGCCUAUAGCUCUUAUGUUUUUACGUACUCCAAAUCAGGGUGCUCAAACGGUAUUGCAUUGCGCGACAGAAUCAUCGUUGUCUGAGGAAAGUGGACAUAUGUAUCGCGACUGCAACCUUUACAUCUCUAAAAAGAAUCUAGAAUCAGAAGUAGCGCUCCGUCUGUGGGAAGUAAGUAUGAAAUUGACUGGCAUAAAGGAGGUCACGAAAUAAAUGAUUUUAGGAUACAUGCCCAUGUUGUACAUGUACAAUUGACAGCAAAAAUACUGUUCUCUUCUGAAGUAGCAGAAAAUUGCACUUGCAUUGUGAUUCUCUUUCUUCUCCAAUAAUUUAUUGGUUAGUUGCUGAAGGAGAAAUCACAGUGAUUAGACUUAUAAAGGAAAGGACUCUCGAUGCAAAUGCAAUUCUACUUACAUAUAAAUCGGAGAGCACUUUUGCUCUUCAUUGUGCCAUUGUAAUUUCACCUUUAUCGUAUUCUAAGUAAUUAUUCGAUAUUUAUUUGUAUACAUAUAUAGGAAAUAGACAAUGUUAAUGUGGCACAUUUUUAUUUCCAUUUUUAUAUAUUUAAUGUCAUAGCAAAUAAAUUUUAUAUAUAUGUAUAUUUUAAGGUAAGAUACAUAUCUUCUAUAUUUUGAUGUAUAUGUAUAUUUAUCUUUAUAUAUUAAAUGCCAACACAAUCUGUAAAUUCUAUAAAUCCUUUACGAGUGCGGCCUUCUGUUCAUUUCACGUUGAACAGUCUGAUGUAAAGUAUCGUAACUCUAAAAAUUAAGCAUAGAAAAAAUGUAUGUAUUUAGAAUAAAAUUCUAAAUAGCUCCUUCAAAUUUUUAAAUUUUAUCAAACGAUUUUGUGUCAAUUGUUGUGAAUAUAUUGAUUGAAGUUAAUUCAAAUUAAUUUUAUG